AUGGGGAAUAUAUGUUUAAAGUCUACUGGAAAUACUAAGGCUACAGAAAAUAUAGAUAUAGUUCUUCCCGCUCCAAUGUUAACUAGUCCUGGAGUAAAAAAUAGAAUUGAUAAACCAUGGAAAGAUUUAAAGGAUUUAAACUUUAUUGGAAAUCCAAUAAAGAUAAACAAUACACCUUAUACAGUAGAAUAUAUAACUCCUAGUUUAUUUUAUUGUCUAUGGUCCCAGUCAAGACAUGCCUAUCCUACUGGAAAUUAUAAUAUUACAUUUAUUGAUUGUCAGAGUUUUUAUUAUGAAGUAAAGAUAUUUGAGGCAAAAACAGAAGAAGAUACUGCGAUUGCAAAAUUAACAUCAAGAGGAGCAUUAGUGAAAAGAACUGUUAAGGGAGCUUUACAACCCUUUAAAACAUUAGCAAAGCGUAGUUCUUCUUUAUAUGAUAAAAAAGUACAUCACUAUGGUGAUUCAAAAAAACAAUUAUUAAGUGAAGCUGUAAUUAAAUAUGCUGAUACUAUUAGUGAAUGGUUAUCAUAUCAAGUUAAUAGCAAAAUUUUAGUAUUAUUUGAUCAUUUAUGGGAAGGAAAUGCAUCAAUAAGAGGUGAUAGAGUAUCGCAUGAAUCACAAUUAUUAAUAGACUUAUUACAAGCUUGUAGCUGCAAACCAAAUAGAAUUUUUAUUUUAGCUGGAGGUUUUGCAACUUUGAGCCCAAGAUAUCAAGAUUGUAUUGAUGAUGAUCCAUUAUCUUCAGAAUUUACUCAAAGUGUAUCAAUGAUGAAAGCUCCAUGUGAAAUUCUGCCAUCAUUUCCAUCACGAGGAAAUUUUUCUAUUUUAUCUAGUGAUGUUGAAUUUUUAUCUCAAAUGAAUUGGGAUAAAUACAAUAAUACUUUUGUUAUUGAAAGAGUUGUAAAUUUAACAAAUGAUCCAAAUUUGUUUCGUUUUCCAAAAUUAGUAAACAUACAAUAUUAUAAUCUACCUUGUUAUGAAACAUCUAAUCCUCCAUAUGCAUCAGCUUUAAACAUAAUUAGGCAGUCAUAUCAUUUAAAGAAGUGCACUUUGCUAGUAGAUUCAACAGGUGAUCUCCAUGUUAUGAAUAUAAUUUCUAUGUUCCUUGUUGAAAUUGGAUAUAAACCAAGUUCAGUAAUUAAUUUCUUAACACAAAGAAAAAUUGGUCUUUCUUUUGAUGGGAAUAUGAAUGAUAUUCUUACAGAUUCUUAUAGAAAGAAUACUCAUUGUAAAGAAAAAGAUAGACCUAUUAGACCUAUUAUUUGGUUACCUAUGUAUAAUUUGAGUAAAGAAGAUAAAAAGGUUGCUCAGAAUUCUAUAAUUUGUACAUCUACAGAUAAAGGAUAUGAAGAGACUAAAGUUAAAUCAACAAAUAAAUAUAUAAAGGAAAAUAAGGAGAUUAAUAACAGUAAAUGUUCUCAAAAUGAAGAUUUAUCUUCAGAUGAAAUUGAUAUUACUCCAGAUGAAAUUUAUAAAAUUAUAUCAAACUUGAGAAAAAUGGAUACAAGAGCAUCUACAGAUUCUAGAUAUGAAGGUUCUGAAGCAGAUGAAUGUAUAAAAACAUUAAUUAUUAUUUUGAGUAAUGUUUUGAAUUCUCCAACUGAAGAGAAAUAUCGUAAAAUAUCAAUUGAAAAUAAAAGAUAUAAUGAAACAAUAGCUAAAUUUCCUGAAGCAUCUAAAAUUCUUUUAUUGGCUGGAUUUGUUCAAAAUAAUAAAGAAAUAAAAUUACCUUUGGAAACUAAUUUAAUAAAAAUUAAGAUGAUCUUAACUUGGUUAAAGCAAGAAACAGCUAAUAAUAUUGCAUUUAAGAAACGAUUAUGUUAUAAUUCAAGUAUUAAAUUAUAA
Molecule: messenger RNA, 1845 nt
Organism: Cryptosporidium muris RN66
Lineage: Eukaryota; Apicomplexa; Conoidasida; Eucoccidiorida; Cryptosporidiidae
Exons: 1
Coding region: 1-1845 (614 amino acids)
Source: RefSeq, a predicted model, not a curated record